AUGAGCAGAGAGCGCGUCUGUUUGUUCCGAGCAAACAACAUUCCUCUUCGACUUGCUAAAAAUAAUUUCUACAUUUUCCGGUUCAGUUACUUGGAGGCGCUGUUCUGUCGACAGACCGCAAUAUGUUGUGCGUUCGUGCACUACGCACUAUUUCGUCAGUUGGGUGCUCCAUCGAGUUCUCGGGCAUUGACACAUGUAUUCCAAACCACCACCGCAACCAACUCCAUAGCUCGUACUUAUGCUACACAUUUUACACGGGGUUCAAAAGAUGAGCCUAAAGCUACAUCUCUAGACGUCGACAACAACGUCUUCAAGACCUACAAACCCGUUUCUCCCGGUAUUCGUCACCUUCGUCGACCCAUAAAUGACCAUAUCUACCAGGGGAGGCCCGUUCGUCUGCUAACGGCUUGCCUUCGCAAACACGGUGGUCGUAACUCUCAUGGCCGCAUCACCGUCCGCUUUCGCGGUGGUGGUCACAAGCGUCGUGUACGUCUCAUCGACUUUCUGCGCACCGAGCCUGGAGAGUACGAUGUCAUCCGUAUUGAAUACGAUCCUGGACGCUCAGCACAUAUUGCUCUUAUUAAAGCGCGAGAUGCCAAUACGGAGGGGAAGGCGAAGUGGAAAUACAUACUUGCUACUGAGGAAUGA
Suillus subaureus is the source of this 648-nucleotide messenger RNA. RefSeq lists its product as uncharacterized. The coding region runs from base 1 to 648 and encodes 215 amino acids. NCBI's taxonomy places the organism in Eukaryota, Fungi, Basidiomycota, Agaricomycetes, Boletales, Suillaceae. The record is from RefSeq and is a predicted model, not a curated record. Gene Ontology annotation, biological process: cytoplasmic translation. Gene Ontology annotation, cellular component: ribosome. Gene Ontology annotation, molecular function: structural constituent of ribosome; RNA binding. The transcript has a single exon.